AUGUCUGCCCUUGCCUUGGUUCUCUUGGCAACGGCCCCUGUGGCAAUCGCCCAGACCUUCCAACGUCUCGGCGCCUGUCCCGACCUUGGUUGUGUUUUCCCUCCAGACCAAGCCAACUUCCUCCCGGGCCAGAAGUUUGACAUCCGUGUCGAGGUCCAUGCUCCAGUCAACGGCACUGAAGCCUUCAACAACGGCGUUCCGGAUACCGAUUUCACUGUCUCAAUCGCGAGCAACAGUGAACCAUCUGGCAAGUCGCUGACGGACUUUUUCGGCCUUGACGAACCAGACCUGGAGACAUGGACCUUUUCGUGGUAUGAGGAUCUGUUUGCCGAAGAUGCCGGUACCAAGUCCGUGGUGAAUGUCGCGUCCAAGGCUUACCGCGAUCUGUCGCUGUAUGAGCCAGGAAACUACACUGUCGAGCUCAGCUAUUACAAUGGUACCAAGAAGACGCUGGCCGAGUGGUUUGUCAGGCCACUCGCUGAGGAGAAGAAAGCCAAGAAUGUGAUUUUGUUUAUCGGUGAUGGUAUGACAACGAACAUGAUUACGGCUGCUCGUCUGCUGGGCCACAAGAGUGUCAACGGCAAAUAUCAAUCGAGGAUGCAGAUGGACCAAUUCCCUAUACUUGGACAUCAGAUGACGCAUUCAGUCGAUAGUUUCGUUACUGACAGUGCCAACUCUGCAUCAGCACUCUACUCCGGACACAAGGGCACCUCAGACUCCAUGGGUGUCUACUCUGACUCUUCCGAGGAUGAUUUUGAUGAUCCCAAAGUCGAAACCAUUGUUGAAAUGGUAACACGUAUUUGGGGAUCUGCCUGGGGCGCGGUGACAACAGCUGCCCUCGACGACGCAACCCCAGCUGCUCUUACCGGCCACAGCAGAUCAAGAUCCAACGCCGGUUCUCUGAUUGACCAAGCCCUUAACGGCAUGACGAACUACUCUUGGAGCGCUCACCCUGGCCCAGACGUGUAUUUCGGCGGCGGUGCCUCGACCUUUCUCCCUGGUUCCUCCUCCUACUUGGGCAAAGACUACUAUGAGGAGUUCCGUAAACAGGGUUACUCCGUGAGCUGGAACGCUUCGUCUCUUCGCGACGCGCCGAAUGAUUCCCCGGCUCUGGGCGUCUUCUCUCUUUCUCAUCUGCCUGUCUGGCUCGACAGAAACAUCCUGACUGAUAACAUCGCCGCGUUGAAGACGCAUCCCUCUGGUGAUGGCUCCGCACCUCUUGAUCUCCCAGGGCUGAAAGACAUGACGCUGAAGGCGGUUGAUAUUCUCCUGGAGCGCAGCAACGACACCGGUUUCUUCCUCAUGUCUGAGGGUGCCUCAAUCGACAAGCAGAUGCAUGCGCUCGACUACGACAGAGCUUUGGGUGAUCUUUUAGAGUUUGACGAUACCAUCCGCGCGACGGUCAAAAAGCUCAAGGAUGCUGGCGAGCUUGAACAGACCCUCAUUGUCGUCACGGCAGACCACGGUCAUGGCUUCGACGUCUUUGGUGUUGCCGAUACCAAGUAUCUCGCCGCGCAGGAUACCGACCGCAAGAAGCGCGAUGCAAUCGGUAUUUAUGAGCGUUCCGGAUUGUCUCAUUAUACAGUUCAGCGGCCUGAUGGCAUCGAGUACGGAACUGGGCCGCAUUUCCCGUUGAACUGGAGCCCUCGGUAUGCCAUUGCUCCGGGUUUCGGAGCCAACCCCGACCGCCGAGAGAACUACCGCCUCCACGAGUCGCCUCGUCGCGUGGUCGUCAGCGACCCGGAGGAUGGAUAUGUCGCAAACCCCGAGGAUGGGGAGGAUGGAUUCUUUGUGGAGGGAACAUUGCCAGUGUCUUCCUCGUCUGGUGUUCACUCUAUUACUGAUGUGCCGGUUUUCGCUAUGGGUCCUUGCCAGCAGACAUUUGCUGGCGUGUAUGACAACACAGACGUGUUUUUCAAGAUUGCAUCCUGUCUUGGAUUGGGACAGUCUUCAGCUACCCCUCAAAGGCGGUAA
Messenger RNA from Colletotrichum truncatum, 1974 nucleotides. Lineage: Eukaryota; Fungi; Ascomycota; Sordariomycetes; Glomerellales; Glomerellaceae. The record is from RefSeq and is a predicted model, not a curated record.